This is a messenger RNA of Pieris brassicae (large cabbage white), 1749 nucleotides long. RefSeq names its product gustatory receptor for sugar taste 64f-like. NCBI's taxonomy places the organism in Eukaryota, Metazoa, Arthropoda, Insecta, Lepidoptera, Pieridae. The record is from RefSeq and is a predicted model, not a curated record. The coding region runs from base 184 to 1398 and encodes 404 amino acids. Gene Ontology annotation, molecular function: taste receptor activity. Gene Ontology annotation, biological process: detection of chemical stimulus involved in sensory perception of taste; sensory perception of chemical stimulus. The transcript is spliced from 11 exons. Gene Ontology annotation, cellular component: membrane.
UAGGUGCACCAAAGCCUUAAUCUCAUCAAUUUGAUCGUAAAUCAAACAAGGCUCGACUUACAGUUACCGAAAUUCAUGAAAAAUUGUUUGUCAUUUGAGUUGUGUAUAAACUUGAUGAAUAUCGACUAAAUUAUUGCUGAAAUACGUUCUCCUCUCACAACAUUGUUCUAUCCUUAAGAAGUCAUGAGCUACUUUGACUGUAUGCGCCAAAUCUACAUUCCAUUCAAGCUUGUGGGAUUAUUUCCCGUGUCGGGUCUGCUAAAGGCCAAUAAUGAGAAUCAAUCCAGAUUUACUUGGAAAUCAAUUAAUGCAAUUUCCAGUUUAUUUAUAAUUAUUCUUCACAUUUUGUAUCUUAGCAUACAUUCAUAUAAUUAUACGUUUCAAGAGGAUAUUUCAUUCCGGCAUACUAUUCGAUUAAUCGAUCAUAUGACGUCAACUCUAGCGAUAAUAAUUUUUAUAAAAAGCAGUUUUCGUUGGAAAACGUUUUUGGAAAAUAUAAAUAAAUGUGAAAGCCUAUUAAAAUCACUUAAAAAUUCUAAGAAGUUUGUUAAGCUUUCUAAGAGAAUCAUUUCUAUCUUUCUAAUAUCCCAUGUUGUCGACCAAGCGUUACACAUAGCAACAUUUGUGAACUUCAUUCAUAAUUGUUUUACGUUGAGUCUAAGUGAAGAAAUAAAAUUGUAUUUUAUAACAUAUUUUCGAAAACAUUUUGUACACAUACCUUUUAAUCCUGCAACUUCAAUGAUUUUUCAGUUUUUGAGGUUGCAACUGAACUUUGUGGUGAACGGCAUGGAUUUCUUCAUCACUGCGCAUACUUUGUACUUGGCAAUGUUUUUUCGGAACUUUAAUCGUAAUAUGCGUCGGGAUCCAGUGAGAUUUGCAGGUAAUAAAAUGUAUUGGGCAAACGUACGUAUGCAGUACACACGACUGUGUCACCUUGUAACAAACAUUGACAAUGUUAUUAAUCCAUUUGUAUUGAUAUCACUACUCGCAAAUCUUCUGAAAAAUUGUAAAUUAAUCUACGUCAUUCUCAUAAACCGUGAUUUCAGUGAUGGGAGAUCUUAUAGUACACAAUGUACUUACGAUUAUGGAGAAAGUACCCUGGACUACAUUCAACAAUAUUAUGCACUGUUUUACUCAAUAGCAAAGACGUGGAGCACUCUGGCAGCGAUGGCUUGGCUUCAUAAAUUAACACGGAUACCCCUAGAUGCUUUAUUUGAAAUUGGCCCAAAUGACUACAAUAUUGAGAUGCAGCGUUUCAUGGAUCAAGUCCACAAUUCAAUGAUUGGUUUGAGUGGACUUAAUUUUUUUGUUGUUACUCAAAGCACUAUUCUCACGUUUACGUCCACAAUUAUUACAUAUGAAAUUUUUGUUCUACAGUUAAUGUAUAUUUAUGAGUGAAAUUUAAAUAUCCAUUGAAGAUGUACUAAGAAUUAUUUAAUAAACAUAUCUCUGAGUCAAGCUAAAUGUUAUUAUGAAGUUGAUUGUUACCUCAGAGUUACUUUAUUUUCUUUAUAUACCCUGUAGUGAAUAGUUGAAUUAAGAAUGUCAAUGCUGGUCCAGAAUAUGUUUAAGUUUGCAUUACGAAAUAAAACAUUCUACGAAAUUUAUAGCAAAGAGUUUUCAUUGGUAUUUGAAGCGCGUCACUUCUAUAGUUCAUCAAUUUUUUUACUAGUCUGUGGUUGCGUCAGAAUUGGCGCCAAGCUAAAUGUUAUCAUGAAGUUGAUGGCUACCUCCGUGUUAAUUUAUUUU